Messenger RNA from Nematostella vectensis (starlet sea anemone), 3500 nucleotides. RefSeq lists its product as uncharacterized. The transcript has 3 exons. The record is from RefSeq and is a predicted model, not a curated record. Lineage: Eukaryota; Metazoa; Cnidaria; Anthozoa; Actiniaria; Edwardsiidae. The coding region runs from base 333 to 1292 and encodes 319 amino acids.
CGUAUGUUGAUUUGCUAGUAUAUUUUUAUUGACAGUACUUUUAGGGAAUAUAGUCAACAAGACAAUUAUUACUUUUUUUCAGGUCAAUGUUGUAAAAUCUUAUGUUGAAAGAUAUCUAAUUUUAUGGUAUAAAAGCAUAAAGCUCACUGUGGCAGGGAGCAUUUUUAGUUGAAAAUGAUCUAAUGCUUUUUAAUGUUGGGUUUUUUGGAUAUAGCAAAAAAAGGAGGCGAGUUCUACGAUCGCCCUCUUCAAGCUCUGAUUCAUCCUUUUUUCCGGGUUGAAGGGAGGGAGGCGGAGAUCUCGCUAAAAAUAUUUACAUAUGGGCCGUUAGAAUGGUUACAUCAGCUGUUGGACUGGUGCCUCUCCAGCAGAAUAUGUCGAUGUAUGCCAAUGUGUUCCGCCUGGAUAAGAAGUGUGAGAAAGAGAAUUUCCCCGAGAGGUUUGACGAACACAAAAGACAGAUAGAACAUCUGGUCGCGUUUUUAUUAGAUCAUGAAGAAAAGGCAAAGGAGAGGACAGGGAAGCUGAGCACGAAUGGCCCUGACAUGACAAUUCCACGUUGCACCCGACAGUCAUUCCAAAUCGCGCUUGACUCACUGACCAGCCUCGCAAACACCUUAACAGAGAUCGGCGAAGAGCGAGUCCUGGAGGAGAUCAGAUUUGCGAGUCUGACAACUCUUUCUGUCGAGUGUUUCUUCAAAGCCAUGCGUUCCGAUCAUGACAUGCCAACUAUUGUGGAGUAUGUUUAUAGACGAGCGCACUGUGUGGAAGAUGACAUGCUCCGAAAUUACCAGAAGCAUUUUACAUACUUCACAGGGCCGAACUCGUUUUAUCCGGAGAAGAUUAUCUCGGGCGAUCCACCAAGUCUGAUGCAGAGGCCAUCCAAGAAAACGCAGACGAAAGAGGGGACUGGUGAUGAGACAGAAGACCGCAGACUUGCAGAGACCAUGCGGGAAUUUACACGGGAGUAUGGGAGAGGAGUGCGACAAGCAAAUGUCCGAGCUAAGACAAAAAAGCUGACAGGAACCCUUCCAUACUCACUGAGUAUGCUGCCUGACCGAAUCGAAACGGGCUCAGACGACGUGCUAGACUUCGUAAGUGAAGCUCGAUCAACAGUCACAGUAAAUGACACCGGUGGAAGUACCAGGGUGCAGGUCUUGUACUACAAAGACGACAUCGUCGCCGUCAGACACGAUUACCGACGGAAAGCAUCUCCGUAUUGGCUCGCCGUUAUGGUUUUGAUAACGUUUUGGUCAUCGCUGCAACUGAACGAUUCCAAAAGAACAGCGUAACUUUCAGAUGGCUCGAUCAGACUAAUGACCAUCUGAAAUAUACCUUCGACGAGGUAUGCAACGGCAAUUCCCCAGAUCUCUGCUGGCAAAAGUAGAAAGCCUCACCAUUGAUGACCAGACCGCAACCAUAACUCCCGAAGAAGACAUAAUAAUAAUUCAAGUUUAUUCACAUAUGACCUCUCUUAGUGUUUCGACUGAAUUACAGGUAGAGACACAAAGCUAUACUAGCAGCAUUACAUUACAUUAAAGUACUUGUGCGUGACAAAGUCUCUUAGUCUGUUGGUGCGCGAAGACUGCAGGCUGGCCGAGCCCCUGCCUGAUCUUAAAGCGUAGGUUAUUGCCCUAGUAAUCGUUCCACAUCAGACACGGAAAGACACGGAAAGAUGAGAACGAAGAAGGAAAGUGGCUGGCUUCUUCUACCCCCCACAGACCCACAGAAGCAACAGAAGAGUCGUUCCCGAGGAGAGUGGAAGGCGUUAGUUUAUCAGGACGCUAAACAACGCGUUUCAUUUUACGAUAGUGAUGUCUACUUUAGUUAUUGUUAUAGGCUCGUGCCAAAAUACUUACCAUGGCUCUCCCAAACUCGCCCUGAUAUUCCACCAAAGCGGGCCACAAUGGCACGGUCAAACAAAAUAUCAGAGCCUGAUAAUGUGUUUUGAUAUACAAAGAAGUAGGCAUAUUCUCAGCAACAUUUAUUGCCCGAUGAGUUAAUAAGGUUUCCUUGAUCUAUUAAAUUUGCGACUUUUCGACUUAUAUCGAAGCAUAGUUAUCCACGUAACGCACAGACAAAAGAUACAGUAUGCUUUGAUAUGCAGUUUUGUUUUUUGACAGUAAUAAAAAAACUGUUUCUUUUAAAAUUUCUUGAUGUGGUCUACACAACGAGCGACACAACGCAAAACGUUUAUAAAUGGAAUCGAAAGGUAAAAACAAAACUUUACAGGCAUUAGAAAGAUUUAGAACAUAUAGGCACUGGAGGUAUUUAAAGUUUUGUAAAAAACCUGGAACACAAAAAUGGAAUCCGGUAUUCACGGGAAAAAACCCACAUGGAAUCCGGAAUCCACACACUAGGAUCCGGAAUCCACACACUAGGAUCCGGAAUCCAGAACCCUAUUGGAGAACCUGUCAUGGGGCGAAUUAUCCUUCAAAUAUCUGCAAUUAUCAACGAAUAACUUUAGUUUAAGACUAUUUUGGAAACCUGCAAACUAUUUUGCUUUAAAAUAAUAUAAAUAAGGAAUGAAUUCAAUCAUUUUAGUUCGUUCGUGCACAUCCUAGUCGAAGAGUGUGAGCACGUGGCGGUGUAGCUUUUUGAAAUGUAUUUCUUGACGGAUUGAAUUCAACUCAAACUCCCUACAACUAAACACAGUUGGACAAAGAUUGUCGUGGAAAGAACCACAAGUUUCGGCGAUGAAAAAGAUGGAUGGCAACAGAUGGAUUACUAAUCGUUCAUGGAAUAUAUUCGGGCUGUACAGUUAACUGCUUACAAAAGUAAAAACAUGGUCUGAACACUACCUGGAUAAGGACAUCAGCUUAUAAACUUUCUGAAGCAUUUGGUUGGCAUGUACAUCAAUUCAUGGAGUAUGGGCCAUUGUUUUACAUAUACUGUCGUUGUAAAGAAGAAGCAGUGGAUUUGAAUUUGACAGUGGAAUGAUAAUUUUGCUAUUUAUUGAAGGAUGCUUCAAUAUUCACUUCAAGUUGGCAUGGAUUCACAUGCAUAAUAUAUUUAUUUGGAAAUGCUAUUGUAAAAGACUUGAACUCCUAUAUCAACUUAAAUCAGGGAAUAGACGACAUGGUUAGUUGAAUGGAUAAUGUAGGUUUAGGGAACCUAUCAAUGAUAAGUUGAAUGGAUAGAAAUGAGUAUUUGGACAUUGGAUAUGGAAUGGACAAGAAUGCGAAAAAAAAAAGAAUGAUGUACACCUGCAGCUGUUUAUUUUGCUCUUUCAAGUUAGCUAUCUCCUCAUUUUUACUGGUGAUGAAUCAAAACAUCCAAGAAUCUGUGCAACCUGUGUAAUAGGAGAACACAAUCCAACAUGGUUUUGUGUCCAUCGUGCCAGCAAUGGCAGCAUAGAGGCUGCGCGAAAAUAAGUCUCUGACUACACAUCCAACUGGCGCUGCGUCUUUUGUAACAACUGAUUCUUAUACACUGUCUUCUUGAGUUACAGAUAGAAAAAUACAUGCUCUAGAAAAUGAAAUAAAAAAUUUUCCAGAUGA